CUACGCUGUGAAGUUGGAGCGGAAGUUUACCUGAGCUGCGCUUACAGAGCAGAUUUCAUUUAAAAGUUUGGACCGUAUAAUGAGUGGACAGACGGUCCCUGCGGACAUCUCUGGACACAUGUUGGACCUGGACGAAGACGAGGACUUGGAGGUCUUCACUAAGAACACCUCGCUGGCAGAGGGAAGCCCCAUGCCCAACUCCCCCAGCUCCAUGAUCAACCAGUACAGACUGGAGGAGGAGGAGGAGCAGCCGGAUGGUGGUGCCAAAGACAUCUUCAUCACCGUGGACAACCCAGAAAGCCAUAUCACUGCUGUAGAGACCUUCAUCAUGUACAGAGUUGUGACCAAGACCACACGGAGUGAGUUCGACUGCAGUGAGUUUGAGGUACGUCGGCGCUACCAGGACUUCCUGUGGCUCCGAAGCAGACUGGAGGAAAACUACCCAACACUAAUUGUUCACCCUCUUCCUGAGAAGUUUGUGGUGAAGGGCAUGGUGGAGCGCUUCAACGACGACUUCAUCGAGACCAGGAGGAGAGCUCUGCUCCGCUUUCUCAACAGGAUCAGCGAGCAUCCCAUCCUGUCCUACAGCCAGCACUUCAAAGUCUUCCUCACGGCACAGGAGUUGGCGUCUUACAAGAAGCAGGGACCAGGCUUCCUCAGCAGGAUGGGGGAGACCAUGAGGGCCAUGGCCAACUCUGUACGGGGCCUGAAGAGCCGGCCGGAGGAGUUCACCCAAAUACAGGACUACGUGGAGGACUUCAGCAACAAAAUCUGCGCUGUGGACAAAGUUACUCAGAGGAUCAUCAAGGAAGAGAGAGAGUACCUGGAUGAGCUAAAGCAGUACAGCCCGACCUACUCCCAGUGGGCCGAGUCAGAACAGGAACUAUCAGAGCCGCUGAAAGGGGUUUCCAGCUGUGUGGAGCGGUGCGGCAAGGAGACGGAGGAGCAGAUCCACCACCUGUCUGAAGUCCUGGUUCCGGCCCUGCACGAGUACGUGCUCUGUGCUGAGACCCUGAAGGCGGUGAUGAGACGGAGAGACAACAUCCAGGCGGAGUUUGAAAUGAAGAACGAAGCUCUGGUGUCCAGAAAAACUGACCAAGAAGUGCUGCAGGAGGAGGUGGAUGGUCUGGCAGACCGGGUGGAGCAAGCCAACAACGCCCUGCAUGGAGACUGGUCCCGCUGGAAGAGCAGCAUGAGAACUGACCUCAGAUCUGCCUUCCUCACUGCAGCAGAAAAGAACAUAGAGUACUAUGAGAAGUGUCUGGCUGUGUGGGAGUCAUUCCUGCUGUCUCAGAAAGGAGAGCCCAUCGAGCAGAGAAACGGGGGAAACAUCUCUUAAAGUCCGGAGCUGCCUCUUCUCCCUGAACCGCAUGAAUCCCACCCUGUGGUCUCUCCAGCAAACCCUCAGGAGGACGACUGAACCACUGUCCCACUAUGUAGAAGUACAUCUUGCAUGAAUUAAGAAACUUUUCUUUUGUCUGAUUUUCUUUUUCUUUAAGCGCAGAGGUUAAUCCAUCUCUCACCGUUCCAGUCAUGGGAACUCUUUAGUCAGAGGUGGCUCCACCUCCAAACUAACUGCUGGGAUUUGUUUAAAACAUGAACACAACACGGACCAAAGACCUAGCAUCUAUGAAACUUCCUGCAUAUCUUCAGACAGAACAUCCUAAAUUCAAGGAGCUAAUCUCUCCUGACCUACAACACGGUUUCUGAAGGGUUUGCGUUUAGUUCAGAGCAGAGACGGCGCCUCACCGGGUUCUCCAUUGCGCUGGUAAAAGUCCCAGUAUAAACAACACUGGGUUUAAUCUGUUCACACACAGAGAACUGGUUCUCACCAGAGAUGCAGUUCAUCCUCUGUUCCCCUUUAAAUAAAGUUCAGGUAACCAGACUGACCAGUUAAACUCUUCUGAUCAUGACUGGUUUGUGGCUCAGCAUUAAGGCCAGCUUAUCCUAGCCCUGCAGGGCUGUUUGUCAUCAGACAGACUGCCUUUAUACACCAACACAUCAAUGUUUGAUGGCUGAUGAAAGCGUCGUCCUCCACGUCUUCCAGCCCCCUCAUCAUUAUAACAAUGAUCAGAGAUGUUUCUGUUUGCCUUGGGCUAGAAGUAACUUCACUUACCUAGCUUCCCUUUCACCACGUAGGAUCAGAAUAAUCUGGAUAACACACAGCACCACUGAUCUGUUCCAAGUGACUUCAGAUCUGAAUGAUUCAUGAAAUUUGUCGUGUUAUUGUGUUUUUGAUUUCAAGUUUACAUGUCUGAAGAUGAGCUAUAUUUGAUGCAUUUUGCUGCUUAAUCUUUUUAUACUGCUUCUUUCUCUCCUUUGCAUUUCUUAUAUAACGUAUAAGAAAUAGUUGGAUGACAGAAUAAUAAUGAUUGUAAUAAUAAUAAUAAUAAAAGCAGGUUUCUCUA
Melanotaenia boesemani (Boeseman's rainbowfish) is the source of this 2408-nucleotide messenger RNA. RefSeq names its product sorting nexin 7 (gene snx7). The record is from RefSeq and is a predicted model, not a curated record. The transcript is spliced from 9 exons. Bases 80 to 1339 code for a protein of 419 amino acids. Gene Ontology annotation, molecular function: phosphatidylinositol binding. NCBI's taxonomy places the organism in Eukaryota, Metazoa, Chordata, Actinopteri, Atheriniformes, Melanotaeniidae.